This is a messenger RNA of Labrus bergylta (ballan wrasse), 665 nucleotides long. NCBI's taxonomy places the organism in Eukaryota, Metazoa, Chordata, Actinopteri, Labriformes, Labridae. The record is from RefSeq and is a predicted model, not a curated record.
ACUUCAGUAUCAGUUUUUGAGAUCACCACUCAGAAAACAUGCCUGAAACCGUGAAAGCGCCCAAGAAGGGCUCAAAGAAAGCCGUCUCUAAAGCCACCAAGACCGGAAAGAAGAGGAGAAAGUCCAGGAAGGAGAGCUACGCCAUCUACGUCUACAAAGUCCUGAAGCAGGUCCACCCCGACACCGGUAUCUCCUCCAAGGCUAUGGGCAUCAUGAACUCGUUCGUGAGCGACAUCUUUGAGCGCAUCGCCGGGGAGUCCUCCCGUCUGGCUCAAUACAACAAGCGCUCCACCAUCACCUCCAGGGAGAUCCAGACCGCUGUCCGCCUGCUGCUGCCCGGUGAGCUGGCUAAACACGCCGUGUCUGAGGGCACCAAGGCUGUGACCAAGUACACCAGCUCCAAGUAAAUCCGCUGAUACUCAGCAACAAAACGGUCCUAUUAAGGACCACCCAACUUCUCAUCUAUGAGCUGGAUUCUUGAUUGUGUUAUUAUACCCCAUAAUUAAUCAUAUUAAGUUAACAUAUCUACGCUGUACGACUCACUAUAUCUCACCAUUCACACUACGUUACAGCGAGUCGUGAAACCUCACUAAAAACAUUUUGCAUCAGUAUUGUGAAAUUCAACAUCACCAGUCGUGAUCAUUCUAAUACCUGCAUUUAAAUAA